AUGUUUCUAUACAAAGUUGUGCUUAUUUUCACUCUCUUGGUUGAAUGUGGAGCAAUUCAGCAUGAAAAAAAUGAAUAUUAUAGUGUGCAUUAUCCUAAGCAUUAUGUAAAGAACCAUUUCUGUGGUUAUGGUAGACCCGUAUCGUUCCGACCUCGGUAUGGGGAGACUAUUCCUAACUGUGAUCCGCCACUUGGGCCAGUCAAAGGAUGCACGAUGAUAUAUAUAAAUAUUCAUAAUUCUCGUCCUUACCGCUGCCCAAACAAUGGUUAUGUAAGUGGAUACUCAGCAGUCCCUAUGGAUAGACACGGGAAUGUGGCAGUGAGGUGUUGUAGAGCGCUAGGUGUCAACUAUAACGAGAGAGAAUGCGUUCAGUAUUUUCGACAGGAGGAUCCAAAAUACCCAUCUCCAACUAAACCUGGAUAUUAUCUUGUUGGAUCCACUCCUUUAUCUCUUCCUAACGGGAAAGUUGGUUUUUUCAACAAAGAAUGUAGAUUCCGCAGAAGAGAAGUCUUCAGUUUUUAAGUUUUCAAAUGUUACAAUUUGUUUUUUAUGCUAUAUAUAAUGCUUGUAAGAAUUCCGUCAUGAAAUAUGUUUCAAAAUAAAUGAUAAAUUAUACUUACCAUAAUAUACAUUUAUACCGGUAUGUGUAAUUAUAAAUACCAUAUCAAUGCUUCAAUAUCGGUUAUUGUAAAUGUUGACUUU
This is a messenger RNA of Saccostrea cuccullata (small rock oyster), 702 nucleotides long. RefSeq lists its product as uncharacterized. The record is from RefSeq and is a predicted model, not a curated record. Lineage: Eukaryota; Metazoa; Mollusca; Bivalvia; Ostreida; Ostreidae. The transcript is spliced from 5 exons. The coding region runs from base 1 to 522 and encodes 173 amino acids.